Messenger RNA from Plectropomus leopardus (leopard coralgrouper), 2119 nucleotides. The record is from RefSeq and is a predicted model, not a curated record. Lineage: Eukaryota; Metazoa; Chordata; Actinopteri; Perciformes; Serranidae.
GCAAACUCCUCCUGUGUAUUUUGGGACUUCACUCAGAAUGGUGGCGGAGGAGGCUGGAGUUCUGACGGCUGCUUUGUUGUCAAUGCCACAAAGGAAGAAACAACCUGCAGCUGCAACCAUCUCACAUCAUUUGCCAUUCUGCUGGAUUUAUCCAGAGAGGGAAUAAUUGACCGUCAGCAUGCGCAGAUUCUCACGUUCAUCACCUACAUCGGCUGUGGAAUCUCUGCCAUUUUCCUCGCCGUCACCUUACUGACAUACCUUUCAUUUCCAAAACUGCUGCGAGAUAUUCCUGCUAAGAUCCUGGUUCAGCUCUGCCUGUCCCUCCUCUUCCUCAACUUGGUCUUCUUAUUGGACGGCUGGCUGGCGCUCUACCCGGCAAUCGGGCUGUGCAUUAGCACGGCCUUCUUCCUGCACUACUUCCUGCUGACAUCAUUCACCUGGGCAGCGCUUGAGGCUCUGCACAUGUACCUGAGCAUCGUGCGGGUGUUUACGCCUUACCUCAGCAGAUACAUGCUCAAGUUCUCACUGAUAGGCUGGGGUAUUCCUCUUCUUAUUGUGAUCAUUGUAAUAGCUGUGGACAAAGACAACUACGGUCUGGUCACAUAUGGAAGAUACACAGACGGCACUUCAGAUGACUUCUGCUGGCUGCGUAACGACAUCGCCUUCUAUGUGGGCGUGGUGGCCUACUUCCUCCUGAUCUUCGCUCUGUGCCUGGUGGUCUUCAUCGUUGUCAUGGUCCAGCUGUCCCGCAUCAAGAAGCAGAACCCUCAGAACCAGCCUCCCAACAGGAGUGUGAUGACGGAUCUGCGUAGCAUCGCCGGCCUCAUCAUCCUGCUCGGCCUCACCUGGGGGUUCGCCCUCUUUGCCUGGGGACCGCUCUACUUACCCUUUGUUUACCUUUUCUCUAUAUUCAACUCUCUGCAAGGUUUCCUUAUUUUUAUCUUCCACUGUGCUGUGAAGGAGAACGUCCGCAGGCAGUGGAGAACUUAUCUUUGCUGUGGGAAACUGCGACUGGCUGAGAACUCAGAUUGGAGUCGCACAGCCACCCAGAACAACAGGAAUAUGUCGGUUACGACGGCAACCACCUCAGCUCCGCACCUCACCUCCCGAAGCUCCUCCGUUAUCAGUGAUGGCACCAAUAGUAGUGGUUCUGUGUUUGCGGACAGCGGAAUAUCUGACGGCACCAACAGUGACACUCUGCUCAACGAGAUCCACAGACGAAAUCUGUCACUGCAAGGCGAGGCCUGACAAGUGUGUCAAGCAUCCAUUUAUGAUUACAACAAUUAUUUACUCUGAGAGAGGCGAGGAGACACAGCUAGAGAUUAGUGAUCUCCUGCAUCUCGAGUAAACAAUGCAAAAAACUAAUCACAGGAGUGGAUGCUCACAUAAACCCUCAGUGUUACACAAGAUGAAGGUUUUACAGGUGUAAUGAAGGACGGAAGACUGAAGUACCUUUAGCGAGGAUGAUUAUUGCUUGAAUGCAACAAGUGUGACUUGAUGCCUUUUCUACAUUAACAGUAGAAUAAAUGAACACAGAAAUAAUGUAACAGACUUGUAAGCAGCGAGAGGUGUAAAGGUGUGUUUCUGACUGAAAAACUGAAUUAUUUCAUGGUUACAGUUGUGACUCAGUGUUUGUGUAGCUUGUUUCAAAGCUUUUAGUUAUUUCUAUAAACAUUAAAUAUGGUAGGAAUAUUGUUUUGAGCCUGCAAGAAAGAUUGCAUGUUAAAGAUACAAAAUUGCAUUUAAUUAGUAGCCUAAAAAAAACGUUGUUAACAUUGUAGAGAUUAUUGUGAAGCUAUUUUGUUUUUUUUUUCACACAAACAGAAAUGGAAAAUGAGGAUAAUCUAGUGUUUUUUCACAAUGCUAUACUAAUUGUUACCUCUAAAUGUUCACUAGAGAGUGCAGUUUUUUGAAGGGCUUCUCUAUGUUUAGUAGAGAUGAGGUGGAUUGAAAGAAAAAAGUGCACACACCAAAAACAAACUGCUCGAUCUUAAAGGGAUUAUUCUGCCUUUUUGAAGUAGGGAAGUUGGGUUGUAUUGACUAAUUAUCCAUAGACAGUAUAUUACAAACAGUAGCUGAGAAAAUUGAUGCAAUUAAUGAAAAUAAAAAAAAAUGAAAA